Molecule: messenger RNA, 219 nt
Organism: Nezara viridula (southern green stink bug)
Lineage: Eukaryota; Metazoa; Arthropoda; Insecta; Hemiptera; Pentatomidae
Source: the annotation of a GenBank genome assembly
AUGAAAACGUUUUUAAACACUUGUCUCCACUCACAGAACCAUCCAACUAUGUACAAACCGAGAGCUUGCAAAGCUGGAAAUCCAGAAUUUCAAUAUGGAAUUACUAGAGGCGCAGCUUGGUGCCCAUUAACAGGUGGAAUGAAGGAUUUCAACUAUGUCUGGUAUGGAGAAUCUGACCUGAAGAAGAAUUUUAACCAAUUUAAUCUUUACAGCCAUUAG